Molecule: messenger RNA, 1431 nt
Organism: Ylistrum balloti
Lineage: Eukaryota; Metazoa; Mollusca; Bivalvia; Pectinida; Pectinidae
Product: neuronal acetylcholine receptor subunit alpha-10-like
Exons: 7
Coding region: 1-1431 (476 amino acids)
Biological process (GO): regulation of membrane potential; nervous system process; chemical synaptic transmission
Cellular component (GO): neuron projection; postsynaptic membrane; synapse
Molecular function (GO): transmembrane signaling receptor activity; acetylcholine-gated monoatomic cation-selective channel activity
Source: RefSeq, a predicted model, not a curated record
AUGAAGCUGCAUGGGAUGGUCCUGAUUUUGUUGGCUGUCAAAGUGAUUUCAGGGGUCGUCACGGAUCUACAAGAUCAAUUGGUCCGUGACCUUUUCGCCAGAUACGACCGUGACGUCAGGCCUCAGUGUGAACACAGCGACAAGGUUAAUGCUACAGCAGAUAUGAGUCUACGCCAGAUCAUUGACCUUGAUGAGCCGAAACAAAUUCUCAAACUGAACGUGUGGAUAAGAACGAGAUGGACCGAUUGUAGACUGACAUGGGACCCAGCUAAUUACAGCGACAUUGAUCACCUCGUGUUGCCCUACAGCCGUCUAUGGGUGCCCGACCUCGUUCUGUACGAUAAUGCGGAGUCGGCCCUAUCUGGUAUCAAGGACUUCAGAGCUGGAGUGACACAUACAGGAUACAUUUCCUAUAAUUUUCCUUCCAUCCUAAACAGCCUGUGUGCCAUCAACGUGCGCUAUUUCCCGUUUGAUACACAGACAUGUCCCCUGAUAUUUGGAUCGUGGGCCUACAAUGGAUUAGAAUUAGAUAUAUCAAAUGCCUCUUCCCACACCGGUUUAGCUAGCUUUGUCCGUAGUAUUGAGUGGGAAGUAUUAGACGCUCCGAUCUCUUACAGCCAGGAUUGGUACGGCGACACGUACUGGUCCACCGUCACUUUCACGUUCAAUCUACAGCGGAAACCACUGUUUUACAUCAUGAAUAUCCUGUGUCCAUGUCUGCUUAUCACAUUCGUGGCUGUCUUCGGAUUCAUGCUGCCGCCAGACUCUGGUGAGAAGGUCAACCUAGAGAUCACUGUUCUGUUGUCACUGGCCGUGUUUCAACUCAUCGUCCUGGAGACCAUCCCACCGUCUGGAGAUAGCACACCGUUUCUUGGUGUGUAUUUUAUGGUAUCGAUGACGUUGGUUGGAUGUUCAUGUCUCCUCACUGUAUUUGUGCUACAAGUGCAUUACAAAGGUAACAACGGAACACGUAUGCCUGAUUGGGUGAAACGCUGCAUCAUGAUGCCUCUGUCACGUGUCACCUGCGUGAAGACGACUCAAAACGAAAACAUGAACUCCAGUUUCUCGGGGGAAAACAACUGUGGGCUUAUUAUCCCAAACGGGCCAAUGCUGUGCGAACAGGUAGAAAAAAUAAAUCACAACAACCAGUCAGACAAAGAGAAAAUGCAGUCCACCACUCCAACGACAGAUGGACGACAGCAGCUCUUUUCUCUCCACGCGGUACUCAAAGGAAUUUUGGACAGACUUGAACGCUUCCGGAACCAUUUAGAUAGUCAGCAGGAAGAAGAUAAAGUUGACAGAGACUGGAACCUUCUGGCCGUCAUGAUGGACCGUGUUUUUAUGGUGAUGUACGUUAUAAUUGUCUGCACGGUGGCGCUGUCGAUGAUACUUCCGGUUGUAUUACGCGAUCGGUCUAUCCAUACAGAAUGA